GAGUACGGUUUUUCUUCUUGUUCACUCUGUCAGGUGCGUCCAUGUCUUCACCUGUCACUCUUCAGACCGCGCAGAAGAAUGAAGAAAUACAACUUGAGCAGUAUUACAGGAGUGCUUUUCAAAAACUCAGUUGCAGCUGAGCAGGAUAACAGUGAUUCUAACAAGCAAGAUCCUCAUGUUGGGCGAGAAGAUGAAAACACUGACAGAGGAAACUGGAGCAGCAAAAGAGAGUACAUGCUGUCUAUGAUCGGCUAUGCUGUUGGGCUUGGAAACGUGUGGAGAUUUCCAUACUUGGCUUACAAACACGGGGGAGGGGCCUUCCUCAUCCCCUACACUAUCAUGCUGGCUGUUGCUGGCCUUCCUCUCUUCUUGGAGAGCUCUUUUGGACAGUUUUGCAGCCAAGGCCCCAUCAAUGUGUGGAAAUCUGUGCCUAUACUGCAAGGCGUUGGCAUGCUAAUGAUGCUGGUUAGCACUUUUGUGGCAAUCUACUACAAUGUGAUCAUUGCUUAUAGCAUCUACUACCUUUUUGCAUCUUUUCAACAUCCUCUCCCUUGGAGUGCGAAGCCCUGCAACUCGACUGUUACGUACAACAUUACUGUUGCAGCACUGAAUGUGACAGCUGAGAAUCAAACCUGCAAGAAUGAAUUUUCAGCAGGCCAGAGCCCCAGUGAGAAAUACUGGGAUGAGGUGGUUCUUCAGCGCACUAGCAGUAUGGAUGAGACGGGACCUGUGGUUUGGCACCUUGCCCUUUGCCUCCUGCUUGCCUGGAUACUAGUCGGAGCAGCUCUCUUCAAAGGCAUAAAGUCCUCUGGGAAGGUGGUGUAUUUCACAGCUACUUUCCCAUACAUCGUUCUUUUUAUCCUGCUGAUUCGUGGGGUGACUCUGGAGGGGGCAAAAGAUGGCAUUGAGUUCUACAUCGGUUCAAAGUCUAACCUCACCAAAUUGGCCGAUUCUGAGGUUUGGAAGGAUGCAGCUACCCAGAUCUUCUUUUCUCUCUCCAUUGCAUGGGGUGGUUUGACGGCUCUGUCCUCUUACAAUAAGUUUCACAACAACUGCUAUCAAGACUCCAUUGUAGUGUGCAUUACAAACUGUGGCACCAGUGUCUUUGCCGGCUUUGCCAUCUUUUCUAUCCUUGGAUACAUGGCGCAUAUCUACCAGAAACCAGUGUCAGAAGUUGCAGAUGCAGGGUUUGGAUUGGCGUUUAUUGCGUACCCUGCUGCUCUUUCUGAGCUGCCUAUUUCACCCCUGUGGUCGAUCCUGUUCUUUGUCAUGCUUAUUACCCUUGGCUUGGACUCCCAGUUUGCAGGGAUAGAGGUUAUCACCACCUGCCUCCAAGAUGCCAAUCCCAAGCUUUUGAAGUCCAAGCGAGGAAUUGUUACGACAGUGGUCUGCAUUGUUCUCUUUUUGCUGGGCUUGCCAUGUGUCACUAGGGCAGGAAUAUAUUGGGUGAAUUUAAUUGACACUUUUUGUGCUGGAUGGAUUCUCCUGGUCGCUGGAUUACUGGAGGUCUUAGGCCUUUCCAUCUUGUAUGGUGGUAAUCGGUUCAUUAAAGACAUUGAGAUGAUGAUUGGGAGUAAGAGCACCCUCUUCUGGUUAUGGUGGAGAGCGUGCUGGUUUUUUAUCACCCCGGUGGUUCUUUCUAUUAUUCUUGUAUGGUCCUUGUAUACUUUUACAUCCCCCACAUAUGGCUCGGUUGCAUAUCCAAAAUGGGGCAUUGCCCUGGGCUGGUGUAUGACUGCAUUUUGUCUCAUUUGGAUCCCUAUUCUUGCAGUCUGGAAAGUGUGCAAAGCGAGUGGAGGCCCCUGGCAGCGUAUCAAAGCAGCCUGUUCACCCACAGAGGACUGGGGUCCUUACUUGGAGUGUCACAGAGGGGAGCGCUAUGGUACUAGAGGAGCGACUGAUGCAAAUAUAUUUGUAAUCUCAAAUAAAUCCACUAGGUUGUAAAAAGGUUUUGUUAAAGCAUAGUAUUUUAAUGUAUUUGUACAUGUAUACAUAUGUAGCACUAGUAUCUUAGUAACUUGUAUUUUAGCUGUAUAUACUUUAUAGUUGUAAUCCUUUUGUUUGAUUGCUUGUGCAUUUUCCCGCGUAGAGUUGUCCAUUUAAAUUUUAAAAUGAGAUUUUUUACCUUUUGUAUGUUUGUAUGUUUACAUUUAUCUUUUUGAAAAUUGCAAAUCAAAAUUAUUUUAAUUGAAAUGUUUUUUUGAAUAAAUAAGUACAAAUAUUCAUAUUUAAAAAUAUAUAUAAUCAGUACGAGUUAGCAGACGUACAACUGAAAAGUCUUGGAUGUUGUCUUACAAAUGUUUUUAAUUUCAAAAAGAGUGGGAACAUUUAAGGUUUCAUAAUUUAAAAUGCAUUUCUAUAUAUUUAUUUAUUUUUUUAAGUAACAGUGAUAUUCUAAAUGCAAGCAUUCUGAUUCCCAGGCAACAUAUGCAUUAAAUGUUAUCACUCGUA
Puntigrus tetrazona (Sumatra barb) is the source of this 2451-nucleotide messenger RNA. RefSeq names its product solute carrier family 6 member 14 (gene slc6a14). Lineage: Eukaryota; Metazoa; Chordata; Actinopteri; Cypriniformes; Cyprinidae. The record is from RefSeq and is a predicted model, not a curated record. Bases 79 to 1944 code for a protein of 621 amino acids. Gene Ontology annotation, cellular component: membrane. The transcript is spliced from 14 exons. Gene Ontology annotation, molecular function: L-proline transmembrane transporter activity. Gene Ontology annotation, biological process: sodium ion transmembrane transport.